Molecule: messenger RNA, 2241 nt
Organism: Sclerotinia sclerotiorum 1980 UF-70
Lineage: Eukaryota; Fungi; Ascomycota; Leotiomycetes; Helotiales; Sclerotiniaceae
Exons: 4
Coding region: 1-2241 (746 amino acids)
Cellular component (GO): mitochondrial membrane
Source: RefSeq, a predicted model, not a curated record
AUGGCAGAUACUAAAACCUCAUCUCCUCCAAGGACUUCUGCUCCUGAUCUCGAAAUCCUAGGUGAUCAAGUAACAUUACAUCCUAGUGGUUAUAUCGAACCUCCGGAAAGACCUCACGAUGGCGAGAAAGAAAGGAACCUGGUGGAGCAUAUGGCCAGAUUCAGGUCAAGUCCUUUGGAGUUUUUAAGAGAGGUUUCUUUGCAUGUUUCAGGAACAGGAUGGCGUGCCUACGAUCAUUUCAUCGGACAACCUAUAUUCUACCCUGGAUUCUCGGAAAAUAUGACAGCUGCCGUUAUGUCUACGCCUAUCUUACAAAAACGAAUAACUGAAUUGGCGGAGAAAAGGAUAGAGAUUGAGGAGCUGGAAGGAUUAUUGAAUAGAGAUGACCCAUUAUACCAUACGAAAAGAUCACAGAGGAAGUCGGCCAUUGAACAUAGUUUGCAAGAGCUUUCGGAAAAGUUGACAAGUGAUAUGAUUUGCAAGAUGGAGAGUAGGCCAUUCAUUAGAGGAGCCUAUUACCUGUGCACUCAACUCUUAACCAGAGCAUAUCAUCAAGGCGCUAUGUGGAUAAGAAGAAGUUUUGGGGAUGAUGCAUUGUAUACAACUCUUGUACAAUCGUAUAUAGAUACUCUUCUCCAAGGCGGUUACAAUUUUGAGUGCUUCAUCGAAGGUGGAAGAUCAAGAACUGGAAAGUUAUUACCACCCAAGUUUGGUAUUUUGAGUUUUAUCUUGGAUAGUAUCCUUUCCGGUCGAGUUAAAGAUACUAUCAUUUGUCCUGUCAGCACUCAGUAUGAUAAGGUCAUCGAAACCGAAGGUUAUGUUGGGGAAUUGCUUGGAAUUCCAAAGAAAAAGGAGAAUUUAGCAGACUUUCUCUCAGCGUCAUCAGUUUUAUCUUUAAAGUUAGGUCGCGUGGAUGUUCGAUUCCAUGAACCUUGGAGUCUACGAGAUUUUAUCUUACAACAACAAGCUCGAUCGUCAGGGGUGCCAAAAACGCUUGACUUUGAGAGUAUUAAUGUGCCUAGUGUUCGACAAAAGUUACUGAGAACGUUGGGUUACAAGGUUCUAUCUGAUAUCAACGCAGUCUCAGUUGUCAUGCCUACUGCGUUGGUCGGAACAGUUCUAUUAACUUUGAGAGGCCGCGGUGUUGGUAAAUCAGAACUUAUACGCCGAGUCGAAUGGAUUAGUGAACGAGUUAGAAAUAAGGGAGGGCGCGUAGCUCAUUUUGCUGGCGCUACUACAUCUGCCGUGGUUGAGCGAGCUCUUGAGGUUCUUGGUAAGGAUCUUGUAGGGAGGGUGGAUGGCUUGGCGGAAGAAACAUACUAUGCCGUUGACCGAUUCCAAUUGUCUUUCUAUCGAAACAUGACAAUACAUCUAUUCAUAUCUGAAGCACUAGUUAGUGCCAGUAUGUAUAUGAAUGUAAAACGUGGCGGAGGAAAAGUUCAUCAAAAUAUAUCAUACGAAGAACUUCGAAACCAGGUUCAAUUCCUCUCACAACUCUUCCGAGGUGAAUUCAUCUAUCCGACAGAAGGAUUAGCCGUUAAUCUGGACAACACUCUACACGAUCUGGAAGUAGAUAAUAUCAUUGAACUCGACCGAGAUCCAGAAGGGAAGAUUUUGAAUAUUGGUAUAUCUGACCACGAACGUUCUGUUGGACGUGAGAAUUACGAUUUUUACUGUUUCUUGAUUUGGCCAUUCAUCGAAGCAUUUUGGCUUGGUGCUGUUUCUCUCAUGGGCUUUACACCACCUCCAAACAAGCCAGAUGAUGUUUGGCUGGAGGUCAAGAAAGCUCAUGAUGGGUCUCAACUACUUGGCAAAACUCUUUAUCACCAAGGUGAUUUAUCCUACUUUGAAGCCGUCAAUAAGGAAACACUUAAGAAUGCAUAUCAACGAUUCGAAGAUGAAGGUAUUGUAAUAGUAUCUAAGAGUAAAAUCACCAAGGUCCAGCCACGAGCUCGACUUGCCCCAGAAUGGACACCAAACCGAAGCCCAGAGACUGGUAUGAUUAUGGCAGAAGGGAAGUUAUGGGAUUUUAUUGAAAAGAUUGCAAAGUCAAGGAGAGAAGGAAAGAAUAGGCGAGAUGGAGCAACUGUAUCAACAAGAGUUUUAAGACUUGCAGAUGAAUUGGGUCAGAGGCUAUUUGCCGAAGGAUCGGGGAUGAUAGGGAUGUCGGAGGAGGAUAAGAAAGAAUUACUAAGGAGGGAGAAGAGAAGACAGUCUUUGACAGCUAGAGCACAUUUGUGA